This is a messenger RNA of Saccostrea cuccullata (small rock oyster), 1111 nucleotides long. RefSeq lists its product as uncharacterized. The record is from RefSeq and is a predicted model, not a curated record. The transcript is spliced from 4 exons. Bases 325 to 798 code for a protein of 157 amino acids. NCBI's taxonomy places the organism in Eukaryota, Metazoa, Mollusca, Bivalvia, Ostreida, Ostreidae.
AAGCCUGAAGUGCUCAGGUGAGCGCUGUGGCCCCUGGGCCUCUUGUUUUAAUAUAACAACACAUUCCGAUCAAUUUUUAAACUUUUUUUUAAAAAUAAUACCGGAUGUUUAUAUAUUUUAGAAAGGAUGUUACGGAAAAAUUGAAUAAAUCUACAUUCUAUAUAUGGCUGUUAAAAGUAUAAUUCAAUUUAAUUUGAGUGAAAGUCAUAUUAUAGGACAGUUUUAAUUAAACAUUUAUUUUUCCUGGUAUUUUCGUUAAUUGGUGGUUUUGUAGAAUUAACUUCCCUUAUCGAAAUUUACAUCUAAUGCAUGUAUUAAAAAAUAAUGGAAGUAAAUUUUAAAACGAAAUGGUAUUUGUCAACAAUGAUAUUGAUCCAAACCGCUGGAGUGCUGAAUACUCUGGAAUUCAAAAGGGGCAGUUCUACAUGUAAAUAUAACUUUUACUUCGAUAACCAAUCGAUGGACUGUAUGGAGUGUCCAUGGGGAAGUUUUGGGUUGAAUUGUUCACAAGAAUGUAUUCUGGGUUUCUAUGGCCGUCUUUGUCAGGUUGCUUGCGAAUGCAAAUCACAGCAUUGUAAUCCUGUAAAUGGAUGCCAGAUAAAUGUUACUCAGAAAGUGUCCACAGAAGUUAUAACGUCGGGCCAACAGACUGAACUAAUGUCAAGACGGUUGGAAACCCCCAUGGAUAUUUCAACACUGAACACGGCAACACAAUCAGAGUCAUAUCUGGACAAUUCGACGCUAGAAAUGGAGACUACAACAUCCAGUAGAUUAAAACAAUGUUACCUGAUUAUUUAAUAUCAUAAAUCUGCUAUGAAUCUGUUAUGUAAUGUAGAUAAAGGUACUGAAAAGAUUUUUUUUUUUGUUAAAAACUGGUUUCAAUUAUGGUGUUAUGGGCACGUCUAAGAUUUUACAUUAUCAAUGCAAAGAUGAUGUUGAAUAUCAAGAUCAAAGUAUUUGAUAUCCCCUUUCACCCUCAUUAUCUAAAGAAAUCAAAGGGAAGAAAAGGGUUGGGGAUAGGUGUCGCUCCCUGCCUAAAUACUUGUAGCUUACAUGUUAUGUGUGCCUGAAAUGACCGAUUUGUAUGCUAAAUGUCUGCAUGGCUAAAUGA